Messenger RNA from Gastrolobium bilobum, 905 nucleotides. Its product is annotated as glutaredoxin-C3. Gene Ontology annotation, molecular function: glutathione disulfide oxidoreductase activity. Gene Ontology annotation, biological process: cellular response to oxidative stress. The coding region runs from base 109 to 510 and encodes 133 amino acids. The record is from RefSeq and is a predicted model, not a curated record. Lineage: Eukaryota; Viridiplantae; Streptophyta; Magnoliopsida; Fabales; Fabaceae. The transcript is spliced from 4 exons. Gene Ontology annotation, cellular component: cytoplasm.
GAUUGUGAAUUGGUGUGGCAUGUUUGUUGCGGUCUUCAUAUUAUAUUUACAGGGGAAACCCAGACAUUUGUAGGUUGAGGAAUAACACAGAUCACGAAACAGAGAAAGAUGAUAAGGUUAGUGUCGAGUGUGGUUGUGACGGUUACGUUGGUUGUUUUGCUGAUUUUGGUUGGGAAUUCGAAGGAACUGGUUCAAGUCGAAGCCUCUAAUUCAGUUUCUGCCUUCGUUCAAAAUGUCAUCUACUCCAACAGAAUCGCCAUGUUCUCCAAAUCCUAUUGCCCGUAUUGUUUGCGCGCUAAACGCAUGUUUGGGGAACUAAAUGAGCAACCUUUUGUGGUGGAGUUGGAUCUGCGAGAUGAUGGGUAUGAAAUUCGUAGUGUUCUUCUGGAUUUGACUGGUAGAAGCACAGUCCCACAAGUAUAUGUGAAUGGCAAGCAUAUUGGUGGAUCAGAUGAUCUCAGAGCUGCAAUCCAGAGUGGUGAAUUGCAGAAACUUCUCAGUGCAAGUUGAUGGUAUUCUAGAGACUGAGGUCCAAUGGCAUCAGCCAUACGUCAGUAUGUGGAGGAACUGACAUUUUUUAAUGGAAUAAUGAAGCUUCUAGCAGGGAAAAGUGUUUUGAUGCAUUUUAAGUUUUCUGGGUAUUUAUUAGGCGACAACAUGUAUUCACUGGAGGAAUUGCAUAAUGUCAUUCUGCUUAGAAUCCGCUGGAGUUCUUCAUAUUUCCAUUUAAGGCUUUAUGGAAAAGUAGAAUUCUUUGAGAGGUUGAACUCCAAUUGGUCAAAUUGAUUUAGUUGGUUUAAUUGUUAAUUAAAAAAUCAAGUGUGAAUUUCAAUAUGCUUGCUGGUUGUCUUGUAAUUUUUAUAAACAAAAAUAUAAAGAAUGCCAAUUUCUAAUAUGAAGACCUG